Molecule: messenger RNA, 2682 nt
Organism: Cygnus olor (mute swan)
Lineage: Eukaryota; Metazoa; Chordata; Aves; Anseriformes; Anatidae
Product: probable G-protein coupled receptor 83
Exons: 4
Coding region: 557-1816 (419 amino acids)
Biological process (GO): neuropeptide signaling pathway
Cellular component (GO): membrane
Molecular function (GO): neuropeptide Y receptor activity
Source: RefSeq, a predicted model, not a curated record
CAGUGAAUAGCUCAGAGAUACUUUGAGGAUGGAAAUAAAUGGAAAAGGCUUCCCUUGCUUUUUUAGCUCUUACAAGCUUUGAAAACUGCUGGGAAAAAGACCUGAUUGGUGAAGGAUUAUGUGGAAAAGCAAUAUAGCAGUUUUCCAAGGAGAAGUUGUGGGAGAGGAGCAGAACAGUGUCCAGAGGGAAAUAUUCACUAGGAUUUCUUCCUAGGUGCAGAGAGAAAGUGUUUGGGGAUCUCUGAUAUUUCAGCAUCUGAACCAGCUCCUGUAUCAGGACAUAUGGGACUGGAAAAGAAGAACAGCAGCUGGAGAGUCCCUGGAGUUAAGCUGACGUUAUCAGCACGGGAAGAAGGACCCAUUUAUCAGCUCUUCUAUGUAGUUUGCAACUAUGGGGCAUAUUUUUAAAAUGCAAGGAUGUGUGUUCCCCCCUGCAACCGCUGACUUUAGCACCUGAGCUCCCCGGAAGGAGGGAGGGCAGAGAAACGUGCAGCCUACCCCAGUUUCUCCAGGGUGCCAGGGACACCGGCAGCACUGGAGCUUUGCUUCCCAAGCCAUGAGCAGACACAUGUGGUUCCCUUUGCAGUAUAUCUCCAAGCCCUUCUGGAGAGCAGAGAAUCACACCACCAGCUUCUUCUCCACACUGUACGGCUUCCCAAACCAAUCCUUCUUUCACAGCGAUCUGGACCUGGAGGACCUGGGGGACUUUGGCAGUGGGACCAGGUAUGAGGGCGAGUCCCAGAGCCGGACGGUGAAGGCGCUGCUGAUAGUAGCCUACUCAGUGAUCAUCUGCAUCUCCCUCUUUGGAAAUACGCUGGUGUGCCACGUGGUUAUCAAGAACAAAAGGAUGCACUCAGCCACCAGCCUCUUCAUCGUCAACCUGGCCGUUGCCGACGUGAUGAUCACCACCCUCAACACGCCCUUCACGCUGGUGCGGUUUGUAAGCAGUACCUGGGUUUUUGGAAAGCUGAUGUGUCAUGUAAGCCGAUUUGUUCAGUACUGUUCCGUUCACGUGUCUGUAUUGACCCUUGCUGCCAUUGCUCUGGAUCGGCAUCAGGUUAUCAUGCACCCUCUCAAGCCACGCAUGUCCAUGGUGAAAGGAGGGAUUUGCAUCAUUAUCAUAUGGGUUUUGGCCAGCUGCUUCUCAUUGCCUCAUGCCAUUUAUCAGACCUUGACAAGAUUUUAUAUUGGGAACAGAACAAUACGAAUGGUCUGCCUACCCAGCUUCCCUCCUCCUGCUGACCUUUUCUGGAAGUAUUUGGACUUGACUACUUUUGUUCUCUUGUAUGUCCUGCCCUUGCUUGUGAUCUCCAUCACAUACACCAUGGUAGCUAAGAAGCUCUGGCUGAGGAAUGCCAUUGGGGACAUCACGAUGGAGCAAUACUAUGCACAUCAGCGGAAAAAGAAGAUGACGCUGAAGAUGCUGAUGGUGGUGGUGAUUGUGUUUGCAGUGUGCUGGUUCCCCCUGAACUGCUAUGUGGUGUUGAUCUCCUGUAGGGCUAUCCACAGCAGCAAUGCUCUGUACUUUGCUUUUCACUGGUUUGCCAUGAGCAGCACUUGUUACAAUCCAUUCAUUUACUGUUGGCUGAAUGAGAGCUUCAGAUCUGAGUUGAAGUCUUUGCUGUGCGUGUGCCGGCAAAGGAGUGCAGCCCAGAGCCAUGCUCUGCAGUCCAUCUCCCCUCCAUUCAGGCAUGCCUGGGUUGAGAACUGCCAUUAUAAGAGAGGCAGUGCCUGCCAGAAAACAAGGGCAACCUCCCAGAGGAACUCUGCAAAGACAGACAUAUCCAGUGUUCAGCCAAUUGUGGCAGAAAACUAAACCCUUGAUCUGAUGGCCAGGCAGCAUUCUGUUAUAAUUGCAAAAUCACAGGGAAAAAAUGGAUUGCAAAGGGCUGCUGGAGAUCAUCUAGUCCAACCUUCCUCCCAAAACAAGCUAACUUCAAAGUUCUGUUGGGUUGACUGGGACCUUGUCCAGUCAGGUUUUCCGGGGAUGAACUGCUCAUAUGUGGGUUCCAGAAUGAAGUGUGUAGAGUGAACUUUUCAUCUAAACAGUCAGCAAAAAUUAAGAAAAUUCUUCAGUAGCACACCAAAUCUUUCAUAGCCAGAGCAAAUGAAGAGAACCUAUAGACAUGAACUAAUGCAUACUGUUUUAAAGUAGGUGGUUGUUUAUGCAUAUAGAAACACUGCAUUGAUUCCAUCCUUUUAUUUAUUUGCAAUUUAUUUAAGAUUAAUAUUUGUAGCCAUUCGCAAGUUUCCACCCACAACAUCUUACCUGUUUACUCUGCUGUUAUACAAAUUACUCAGCUCUGCUCAUCUGAUUCAUUGUGACCCAGAAGUGUUUAUGCCAGUACCAUGUACAGAUGUGCUUCCUGGUAGAGGAGGAAACAUCUCAAAAAUCACAAUGAGAACACAACUUAGAAACAGGACAGCAAAAAAGUUACUCCAUUCUUCUUUCAAUUGUUUGUUUUGUUCUGUAAAGGUUACUCCUAGUUACCACAAAACAUUGUUUAAACUGCAGUGUCUGGUCAAGAAAGAAAUUAUGGAAGUGAGCUUAUUAUCAAGCACUAGCCAGCUGAGGAACCAACCCUUUCUUAAAACACAUACCACAUACCAUUUUGUUGAGGAGUGACCCAAUGCCCACUCGCCAAACACCACCUGCAAGCCAAAUAAAUGGUUUCAGAAUAA